AUGACUAGAAAGAAGGUGAAGCUUGCUUUCAUUGAGAAUGAUACUGCAAGGAAGACAACUUACAAGAAAAGGAAUAAGGGUUUAUUGAAGAAGGUUGAUGAAAUAUCAACCCUUUGUGGUAUCGAUGCUUGUGCGAUUGUUUAUGGCCCAUACGAUCCUCAACCUGAGAUCUGGCCAUCACCGUCGGGAGUUGAAAAGGUGCUUUUGAAAUUUAAGACAGCGCCUGAGUUUGAUCAAAGCAGAAGGAUGGUGGAUCAAGAGAGUUUUCUCAAACAAAGAAUUUCCAAGGCUGAAAAGCAACUUCAAAAACAACGGGGAGACAACAAAGAAAAAGAGAAAAGCAUGCUCAUGUUUGAGUGUCUCAGUGCUGGGAACAUCGUCCAGAACAAUAUGUCUGUAGGUGAUUUGAAUGAUCUUUGUUGGAUGAUUGAUCAUAAUUUGAGGGUGAUUGGGAGAAGGAUUGAAUCACUUGAUAGUGAAAAUAUAAUUCACCAAAAUCAAAGUGAAAGUCAAGUCAUGGCUGCUCAAAUCCCAAUGGCACAGCCACUGCCACUCCUACCACCACCGCCGCCACCACCAACUGUGUCUGAUAAUAAUGAUGAAAUUGAAAUGAUGAGUAGGUUGGGAUGGAUAUGAAUUAUAAUAUGAUGAUUUUAUUUUUGUAUUUUCUUUUUUGGUGUAUGUGAAGAUUCCAUCAUUGGUCAUUA
Molecule: messenger RNA, 707 nt
Organism: Vicia villosa (hairy vetch)
Lineage: Eukaryota; Viridiplantae; Streptophyta; Magnoliopsida; Fabales; Fabaceae
Product: agamous-like MADS-box protein AGL80
Exons: 1
Coding region: 1-636 (211 amino acids)
Biological process (GO): positive regulation of transcription by RNA polymerase II
Molecular function (GO): protein dimerization activity; DNA-binding transcription factor activity, RNA polymerase II-specific; RNA polymerase II cis-regulatory region sequence-specific DNA binding
Source: RefSeq, a predicted model, not a curated record